AUGUCUCAAGUUAUUCCAAGGGCAUCAUGGCUCUCACUCAUCGUGGUAGCACUGCUGGCAGUCUCCACUGUCAACGCACAUCCAGUCCACCAGGCAGACGAAGAGAUGGAAAAAGGACACACCGGUAAACUUGAAUCUCGAUCACCGAGACUUAUUCCAGAUACCCAGAAGUACGUUCAUGACAUCUUGCAAGGGUUGGGCCUGGAAGAGCCAACCUCAACCUCAACCUCAACACCAACCGCCACGCCCACUGCCAGCGUCAAGACCAAGCAGGACUCGGAGAGCAUGAAUCCAACAAAAACCACGGAGAUUACCUACUCCAGCUCUACCAGUUACACACCCACUUAUAGCGGCAAUUCGGCAAGCUACACUCAUACUGUGAAGAACGUGCACAGCUACAACAGGCCAGUGGAGAACGUUCAGCUUGGGCAUGGUUGGAAUGGGGAUAAGAAAGUUACUGUUGAUGAUCUCCCAGCUGCCUUUGAUGCUUUGUAUAAGGUGUUGGAGCAUCGAUUGAAGGAUGCAAUUGACAGCUCUGAUGAGAUUGGAUUGGAUGAAUUCCUGUGA
Messenger RNA from Penicillium psychrosexuale, 567 nucleotides. RefSeq lists its product as uncharacterized. NCBI's taxonomy places the organism in Eukaryota, Fungi, Ascomycota, Eurotiomycetes, Eurotiales, Aspergillaceae. The coding region runs from base 1 to 567 and encodes 188 amino acids. The transcript is spliced from 2 exons. The record is from RefSeq and is a predicted model, not a curated record.